CGUAGCUGCCUGCUAUUUGAACGCUUCCUUUACUCGCGUCUACCUAUAACUGUUUACGAAGAUUUCACCUUGUUUCCUAAUCGUAAAUGUUGUAUUAUCUAAUAUUGCAAAAUUAGGCAGAAAGCUUGAAGUGAAAUUUCUAAGUCAGAUGUUAGAGCAAACGACAUUAACCUCGUUGUGUGUCAACAAAUAAAUAUAAACAGUGAUCGGGACAAGUUAGACUGGUGUUCGUAACAAGAAGUGAUGAAUUAAACAAUGUUUUAAACUGGAUCCUGGACAAGAAUGGGCAUCGUGCACUUAUAUCGGUGCGUGAUUUUCUCCCGACUUCGCCCACAUUCGUUUAUGAUUGGCGCGUCGUGAACAUAGCAUCAUGCCGCGGGGGGUAUAUAUUGCGAUUGUGGUGCUAGUGCUGUGUGUCCUGACUAGGGGUGACCUGCCUGAAGAUGACUUCAGGAUAAUCAGUCGACAAGAUCUACUGGCGUCAGACAGCGAUGUCUUCCAAGAUGAACCGAACAACGCUAAAUCAUUUUCGCAACUGCUAUUCGACGUGGCAAGAGACCAAGUCAUUGUGGGCGCAAGAGACGCUCUCUACCGCUUAUCGCUGCGCGGUUUACGGAUGUUGGAGCGCGCCGAUUGGCCCGCGCCCGCAAAUACUACGAAUCUCUGCCAGGCCAAAGGGCAGACGGAAGACGACUGCCACAAUUAUAUCAAAGUACUUCUCGCUUAUGGCCACAAACUGUUCGCAUGCGGAACUAACGCGUUCAGUCCGGUCUGCAGCUGGCGAGACAUGGAGUCGAUAAGCCAAGUGUACGAGAAGGUGGAUGGCGUUGCGAACUGCCCCUGCAGCCCGCACUCCAAUGUGACGUCAAUCCUCGCCAGCGACGGCGAAUACUACGCUGGGACUCCAACGGACUUUACCAGCUCUGAUACGGCUAUCUGCAGGAGCCGCGGCGCAUCCACAAGACCAAUUGACACCUUGCGCACUGCGCAAUAUGACUUGAACUGGCUGCAUGACCCGCAGUUCGUGGGCAGCUUCGAAGACGACGCAUUCAUCUACUUCGUCUUUCGCGAGGUGGCCGUCGAGUUCAUGAGUUGCGGGAAGAUAGUGUACUCACGCAUAGCGCGCGUUUGUAAGAACGACAGGGGCGGGCAUCUUGUGAUGAGGGACAACUGGAGCACGUUCCUCAAAGCGCGACUCACAUGUUCCGUACCCGGUGAUGUUCCAUUCUUUUACGACGAAGUGCAGAGCAUGGAAUACUUGCCACAGGAGAAAAUUCUAGUCGCUACUUUUACUACGCCUACUAAUAGCAUCGCCGGCAGCGCGGUGUGCGUAUAUAACAUGCCGGAUAUCCAAGCGGCCUUUGAAGGCCCGUACAAGGUCCAGAAGCAAGGCUCUACCGAAUGGGAGCGCAUCAUUUCGCCCGAAGCCCGCGACCACUUCCGAUGCGUAACUGAUUCUAGAACUCACGAAGAAAUGAAGUAUCUGAGCUAUCACCUAAUGUAUGAAUCCGUACAGCCCAUAUCAGGAGAGCCAGUCUAUAAAGCGAUAUUAGAACGCUUCACACACGUCACAGUCGAUGUUACCACAACUAAAUCUGGGAAGCAGUUAGUUGCGUACGUCGCCACUCAAAAUAAUGACAUUUUGAAAUUAGUCGUCUUGCCACGUUUCGAUGGGGCGUGCCUUAUUGAAGUGCUGCGAAUGAAAGAUGAGAAGAACAAUUUUAACGUGUUAAAGAUGCAGUUUGUUAAAGAUACUAUGUCUAUCUACAUCGGCAGCUCUGCCAGCGUGUUGCGCAUAAGCGGCGAGCGUUGCUAUCGGUACCGUUCGCGAAGCGCAUGCGCUGCCGCCGCCGACCCACAUUGCGGGUGGGAUGAUGCACGGGAUAUGUGCCUACACUCGCAUGAUCCAGGGUACGCUGCCACUGUACUUGCGUGUCCUAGCGGGAACACUCCAGUGGAUGGCGGGUGGUCGUCGUGGUCAGAGUGGGAGUCGUGCAUGCAGGACGGCACGGCGCAAUCUGCAUACGGGGAUCGACCAGACCUGUGCGCCUGUCGAAAGCGACGUUGUGACAAUCCGCGCCCCACCUAUGGUGGCCUGCCAUGUGAAGGACCAAGCAUAUCAGUGACGAAUUGCACUGUGCACGGCGGGUGGUCGACGUGGUCGGGGUGGUCAGAGUGUUCAUCAACGUGCGGCAUCGCGGUCAAGUCUCGCCGGAGGUCCUGUUCCUCUCCUGAGCCGCGCUUCGGCGGACGCGUAUGUGUCGGACUCGAAGUACAGGACCUCUACUGCGCUAAUCUACCGCCUUGUCCAGAUCCAGCAUUAGCGCCUGUUGACGGCGGAUGGUCAGCGUGGGGCCCGUGGUCUCCAUGCACAAGCAUGGGUGGCGCAGGAUGUGGACCGGCUGCAGGGUGGCGUGAGCGUCGUCGAACAUGCACAAAUCCAGCACCAAAACACGGUGGAUCUGAUUGCGAUGGCAAUAAGCUCGACCGACAACUGUGCGACAUGAGGCCCUGUGAACUCAGGAAGGCUACGGCUUGGACCCGCUGGGUGCAAAUUCAUAGCAAUACAUCAGACGGGAGCUACACGGAGCAGCGAUUCAAAUUCCUUUGCAAGGCGCCGUCAUCGGAGCAGAUCAAAUUGUCGGUAGCACGCGAAGAAGAGCGGUAUUGUACGUCACGAGGCUCUUGUACCACCACUCCACUGGAAGAAGAUACGGGAUGGGAACCAUGGGGCCCCUGGGGAGACUGUUCAGCCCCCUGCGGAGGAGGGCAACAGAUCCGCAAAAGACGUUGUCGAAAACAACAAUGUACAGGACCUAGAGAUAUGCUUCGCGCGUGUAACACUCAGGCUUGCUCAGGCGAAUGGUCGUGCUGGAGCGAAUGGAGCGAAUGCCCGGGAGGUUGCGGUGCUGGAGCAAAGGACGGCGUGAGACGACAAACACGCACGCGCCAGUGCCUAUCGCCCAAUGGCUGCGCAGACGCCGGAGACGCUACUGAAAAGCGUGACUGCCUUACCAAUUGCAUUGAGAACGACUCUGACUGGGGAGAGUGGGGCGAGUGGACAACCUGCCAGAACGGCGAGCGGCUACGCCGUCGUAAAUGUGCCUCGGGCGCCUGCGCCGGCGCACAGAUACAGCUUGCUUCGAGCUCCGACGACGAUCAACUUAGCAACGAUCUUUUCGCUCUGCCAGUAUAUAAAGCCCAUGUGGAGAAGGCCUCAUUUAUUACAAUGAGGGACACCUUGGGCUCCGGCGGCAUUAUCGGCUGCGUUGUAGGAGCCUUUGCAGCUGGAUGUUUAGUCUGUUUGGCGGGGGUGAUCUACUGGCAGCGACGGAGGCCGCGGCUGCCUUGGCGGCGCAGAGCCCGCGUGCCUUCCAGUCCGCAUUACAUCACUGCCAAACAAAACAGCUACGUCACUGUGCCACUUAAAGAAGUCUCGCGCAAAGCUAAACGCCAGCCCUCGUUCACGGGUAUCGGCGGUGGUAGCGGAAUCAUCCUCUCGAAAAGCAACAAUCUAUCCAAUGCCAACAACCAUAAAACAGUUGUCACUCCCAAACUGUAUCCGAAGGCCAUCGCCAACGAAUAUGACUCCAUGGGCACGUUGAAACGGCAUUCUAACCAACCUAAUCAUAAGAACAAUCUCGAUAUAGAAGAGGAUAAGUUCUAUUGAGUGUAACUUGAAAACGGUCGGGGUCAAUUAUGUUACUCGCUGAUUUGUCCGUGCCGACCGCGACUCACGCGCUUCCUCGAUGCAACCUAAUUAUAGUGGCUAAUGAGUGUUGCCAACUACAUAUUUUGUGCCGCCCGCAUACAGCCGCUGUCGGCCACCCCGCCCGGCUUGCCGCACGGUGGCCUACAUUACUUUUCUUUGAUGUGGUCGCCACUCUAGAACAAGUCUGCUCCAUUGACCAUCCAACCUCCGACCUUUUCUAGUCCGGCCCACGACCACUUGAGCCUACUAAUUUUGCGAGCUAUGUCGGUCACUUUAGUUCUCUGACGAUUGACUCAUUAGGGAUUCGGUCCUGAGGAACUGGAUGGGGUCAGGGAUUGGAUAUAUUAAUACCUAACAUAGCUCACUCGCUAUACGACUAAGUCGGCACGAAAAUCUGCGAGUAACUUUAUUUUCUAGUUGGUGAUUAUUAAAAUCAUUUGUUAUCUAAUAAUAGAUAUAAUAGACAUUCCACCUAGACCAUGAUAAAUAAAAAGGACUUCAUUUCCAGUGCAUUGUUGUGACAUUAGUGGACAAUUGUGUGUGUCGGUCUACUACUUUGAUUGAUUUCAGUAUAAUCGACAUUAUAUUUUAGUGAUGCAUGAACCUAUCCCAGUGCUUUAGACACCUUGAUGUUCAUGUAGUCAGUAUUUUUAUAAAACAUUAUAAUUAAUUGUUUUAUAAAUAUCGAAAUGAAUCAGGAAAUUGACCAAGUUCCUUUUAUUAACUUGUCAAUUCUUAGUAUACUAAUUCAUAGUAAGA
This is a messenger RNA of Hyposmocoma kahamanoa, 4471 nucleotides long. RefSeq names its product semaphorin-5B (gene Sema5c). Gene Ontology annotation, biological process: axon guidance; semaphorin-plexin signaling pathway; positive regulation of cell migration. The record is from RefSeq and is a predicted model, not a curated record. Gene Ontology annotation, molecular function: semaphorin receptor binding; chemorepellent activity. The coding region runs from base 371 to 3670 and encodes 1099 amino acids. Lineage: Eukaryota; Metazoa; Arthropoda; Insecta; Lepidoptera; Cosmopterigidae. The transcript has 19 exons.